This is a messenger RNA of Chinchilla lanigera (long-tailed chinchilla), 1815 nucleotides long. Its product is annotated as protein Daple-like. Gene Ontology annotation, cellular component: cytoplasm; centrosome. The coding region runs from base 10 to 1815 and encodes 601 amino acids. The transcript is spliced from 5 exons. NCBI's taxonomy places the organism in Eukaryota, Metazoa, Chordata, Mammalia, Rodentia, Chinchillidae. Gene Ontology annotation, molecular function: dynein light intermediate chain binding; microtubule binding. Gene Ontology annotation, biological process: cytoskeleton-dependent intracellular transport; cytoplasmic microtubule organization. The record is from RefSeq and is a predicted model, not a curated record.
GAGGAUCCUAUGGCCAUGAGCCUCUCACCUUUACCUGGUGGUCUCCUCUCUGCCUUUGCUCCCCAGGAGCUGCGAGAAGACAACAUCAUCUUGAUUGAAACCAAGGCCAUGCUGGAGGAGCAGCUGACCGCUGCCCGGGCGCGCGGAGACAAAGUGCACGAGCUGGAGAAGGAGAACCUGCAGCUGAAAUCCAAGCUGCACGACCUGGAACUGGACCGAGACGCAGAUAAGAAGCGAAUAGAGGAGCUGCUGGAAGAAAACAUGGUCCUGGAGAUUGCCCAGAAGCAGAGCAUGAACGAGUCAGCCCACCUGGGCUGGGAGCUGGAGCAGCUGUCUAAGAACGCGGAGUUGUCAGACGCCUCCAGGAAGUCGUUUGUGUUUGAGCUGAACGAAUGUGCAUCUAGCCGCAUCCUAAAGCUGGAGAAGGAGAACCAGAGCCUCCAGAGCACCAUCCAGGGGCUGCGGGAUGCAUCCCUGGCACUGGAAGAGAGCAACCUCAAGUGCGGAGAGCUGGAGAAGGAGAACCACCAGCUCAGCAAGAAGAUUGAAAAGUUACAGACCCAGCUGGAGAGAGAGAAACAGAGCAACCAGGACCUGGAGACCCUCAGUGAGGAGCUGAUCCGGGAGAAGGAACAGCUGCAGAGUGACAUGGAGGCCCUGAAGGCCGACAAGGCCAGGCAGAUCAAGGAUCUGGAGCAGGAGAAGGAACACCUUCACCGAACCGUGUGGUCGCUACGGGAGAAGUCGCAGGCCAGCAGUGAGGCCCGUGGGAAGGACGUCGAGAAGGAGAACAGGGCCCUCCACCAGGCAGUGACAGAGGCUGGCAGCAAACUGAGCCAGCUUGAGUUGGACAAGAAGCAGCUGCACAGGGACCUGGAGCAGGCCAAGGAGAAGGGGGAGCGGGUGGAGGUGCUGGAGAAGGAGCUGCACCGUCUGGAGAAGGAGAACGAGCAGCUGGCCAAAAAGGUGACCUCCCUGAAGACGGUCACCGAGAAGGUCGAGGCCCUGGAGCAUGAAAGCCGGGGCCUGGAGCUGGAGAACCGGACGCUGAGGAAGUCACUGGACACUCUGCAGAACGUGUCAGUGCAGCUCGAGGGCCUGGAGCGUGACAACAAACAGCUGGAUGAGGAGAACCUGGAGCUUCGGAAGAUGGUGGAGACCAUGCGCUUCACCAGUGCCAAGAUGGCGCAGAUCGAGAGGGAGAACCAGCAGCUGGAGCGCGAGAAGGAGGAGCUGCGGAAGAGCGUGGACCUGCUGAAGGCGCUGAGCAAGAAGUCGGAGCGCCUGGAGCUCAGCUACCAGAGUGUAAGUGCCGAGAACCUCCGGCUGCAGCAGAGUUUAGAGAGCAGCGGCCACAAGUCACAGGCCCUCGAGCGGGAGCUGAGCGAGCUGGAGGCUGAGCACCAGGCGCUGCGGCGAGACCUGGAGGCCCUUCGGCUCACCAACAAGCAGCUGGAGAGGGCCGAGAAGGACAAAAAGGCCCUGGAGCAGGAGGUGGCCCAACUGGAGAAGGACAAGAAGCUGCUGGAGAAGGAGGCCAAGCGGCUGUGGCAGCAGGUGGAGCUGAAGGACGCCGUCUUGGACGAAAGCGCCGCCAAGCUGUCGGCAGCCGAGAAGGAGAGCCGUGCGCUGGACAAGGAGCUGGCCCGCUGCCGGGACGCGGCCAGCAAGCUGAAGGAGCUGGAGAAGGACAACAGGGACCUCACCAAGCAGGUCACCAUGCACACGAGGACGCUGACCACCCUGAGAGAGGUGAGCCGCAUGCUGGAGGGGUGGCGGGAGGGCCUGUUUCUGGGGUGUGUGGUUCUAGAAUAG